AUGAAUACUUUUAAAGAGGAUUUUUUUCUUGAUAUAUUUAGAGGAGGUCCAGGUAAGCAUUUCUGUUCAGGACGAGAAAAUUUUUUUUUAGAAAAUGAUACUCUUGAAUUAGAUAUAAGAAAGGAAUUUCUAAAAAAAUUAGGAAAUCCCUCUUUUUUGUCUAACUUUUCAGAAUUAAAAAGGAAAUUAAUUUAUGAUUUUUAUAUUAUAAAAAAAGAGGAAAUUAAGAAAAGAAUAUGGAAGAAUUUUGAAAAAAUCAUUGAUAAUUUAGAUGAUAAAGAUGCUAUUAAAAUAUAUGAUAAAUUAAGAGAAAAUAAUAAUGAUAUUGAAUUUUUCUUAAAUUAUAUACAAUAUUUUAACAAUUUUAGUUAUAAAAAAGAUAGAAAAAUAAAGAAAAGAAUAAUUUCAAAUAAAUUACAUGAACAACAUGAAUUAAAUAAUUUUAGAUGCAAUUUACCUGAUAAUAUAAAUUUAGAAAACAUUUUAUGGAAUAAUAUAGAUGUAAAUAAUUAUAAAAAUAAAGGUUUUGAUAAUAUUAAUAAAGAAAUUAAUAAACUAUGGAAUAUUUAUAUAACUUGUAAUAUACUUAAUGCAAAUAAAUGCAAAAAUAAAGAAAUCAUAGAAGAUAUUUUGCGUAUAUUGAUAAAAAAAGAAUAUGAGAAAAUUGAAUACUUUGAAGGGUCAAAAAAAAUAGCUUUAUGGGAAUUGUUAAAUAUUCACAAAAAGCAAUAUAAGCAUAUUGAAAAUGAUGAAAAUGAUACAUUAGAGGAUAGACAUACUGUAAUAAAUAAUUAUAGUGAUAGUUUUUAUUUUGAAAAGAGCAAUUUAAAAAAUGAUGAAAGCCUCUUGUUAAGUGAAAAAAGUGAUAAUCAGAUAAAUAAUGGUUAUAAUAAUGAAACCACUGAAAAAAAAUAUAUACAUGAAAUUGAAUAUAUUACUAACAUAAGCAAAAAAAAUUAUAUAAAUAAUUCACGAAAUAUAAAUAAAAAUAUUACAAAUUCAUUGAAAAACAUUAAUAAAGCCAAUUCAUUAAAGAAAGAUGAUUAUGUUAUCCAUAAUAUUAAUAAUUUAGAUGAAAAAGAUAAUUUAGUAUUAGAUUCCCAGAAGGAUUCUAAUAACACAUUAGUAAACGAAAAAGAUGUUACACUAAAUGUAAACUCAAAAGAUACAAAAAUAGAAUGUGGAAAAGAAAAUGAAGUAACAUUUGAUUUUUUAUUAAAUUCAAUUAAAGGAGAAAUUAAAUUAAAAGUAAAAAAUUUUGUUAAAGUUCAUCAAGUAGGACAAGGAGCUUAUGGUGAUGUAUGGAUGGCUGAAGAUAUUACAAAUAAUAAGAGAGUAGCUUUAAAAAAAUUAAAAUUAAAUGGAGAUAAAGAAGGUUUAGCUAAAACCUAUAUAAGAGAAAUAUCCAUUUUAAAUUCUUUAAAACAUGAGAAUAUCGUUGAAUUAAUUGGUGUUGUUCAUUCAAAAAUGCCUUUUGAUGAAGAUAUUCAAAAACAGUAUUCCAUUUGUACAGAAUAUAAAAAAAAAAUAAAUUAUGACAACCAUCCAAAAAAAGAGAAAAAAAUAAAUGAAGUGGUAUCAAAGAAUAAUUCAGAAGAAGGUAAUAAUUUACACAGUGUAAAUGAAAAAGAUACUAAUAUAAUUAAAAGAAGAAAAAAAAAAAAAAAAAAAAGGGAAAGAAGAAAUUCUUUAGAUUCUACAUUAUAUUCUCAUUUUUCAUCAUAUUCUUCAUCAAAUUUUUCAUCAGAUUCCUCAUUAAAUUCUUCUUUGGAUUCAUUAUCAAGUUCAUCAAGUUUUUCAUCUUCUUAUAGUUUGUCUUCUUACAAAUCUUUUGAAAAAAAAAAAGAAAAAAAAUCUUCUAUAUGGAUGGUUUUUGAGUAUGUUCCUUUUGAUUUAUCAGGUUAUAGUGAAGUAUUAAGGGAAGAAAGAGAAAAAAAGGAUAGAUAUAAGAGUGGUAAUUUAUUUACUAUAGGGGAAAUUAAAAAUUUAUUUAUACAAUUAUUAAAAGCAUUAGAUUAUUGUCAUAAAAAUAAUAUAAUACAUAGAGAUAUAAAAAUAGCUAAUUUACUAAUUGAUAAGAAUGGAGUAUUAAAAUUAGCUGAUUUCGGUUUGGCUAGAUAUCAUUCGGAUAUUAAUUCAUCUAAUAUGACUAAUAGAGUAAUUACAUUAUGGUAUAGACCCCCUGAACUAUUAUUAGGAUCAGAAAAUUAUUUAUCCUCUGUUGAUAUGUGGAGUUGUGGUUGUGUUUUAGCUGAAUUGUUAACUAGUAAUCCUUUAUUUUCUGCCGAUAAUGAAUCAGAUAUUUUAAAAAUGAUUGUUAAUAAAAUUGGUUUUCCUAAUGAUAAAGAUUUAAAAUAUUUAAAAAAUUUACCUUACUGGAAUUCUUUAAAUUUUAAUCCUAUUCAUCCAAACAAUAUUAAUAAUAUAAAUCUUAACAAAAAGUUAGAAAUAGAAAAUUCUAUUAGAAGUAUACCUGGUGUUGGUGAUUUAGGAUUAGAUCUUUUAAAAAAAUUUUUGAAAUGGAAUCCUUUUGAAAGAAUAACUGCAAAUGAUGCUCUUAAUCAUCCAUGGUUUAAAAUUUCCCCUUUUUCAGAAAAAAUUCAUCAACGAAAUAAUAUAAGAGCUGCACAUAGUUUUAUGACAAAAAAUUAUAAAAAGAGAGAUUCUUCUAAAAUAAGUUAUAGAAAAAAUCAAGAAAAUUUUAGAUUUUUAAAUGUAGGAAAUUAUAGAAGAGCUUUUUUUUUUAAUAAAUACAAUGAACAACUUCUUCAUUCAGUUUCUUCUCAAAAUUUUACUUUGGAAAAGAUUCCAUUUUCUUCUGAUAAUAUUCAUAGAGAAUCAAAUAAAGAAUUGAAAUCAGAAAAUUUGAAAAAAAGUAUGGAAAUUGAAAAAAGAGAAUUAGAAAAUAAAAAUGAAACAGGAAAUAUUGAAAAAAAGAUUUGUAUAAAAGGAUCAGAAAAAAUAGAUAAUAAUAAAGAAAGUAUAAAAACAUUUUGUGAUUACUUUAAUAAAGGGAAUAAUCAUAUUGGGAAUCAUGAUAAAUAUGAAUUAAAUAUUAAUAGGAAAUCAUGUGAUAAUUCAAAAGAAGGAACAGCAGGGUUUCAUCAGAGUCAUUUAAUUAAUGAACAAAAAAAAGAUCAAAAUGCAAAAGAAAAUGAGAAAAAUAACAUAGGAAAAACAAAAUAUUAUGAUUUUAAAAUAAAAGAAAAUGAUAAUCAUAGUCAAAGUUACAGAAGCCGACUAAGAGAUGAAAAAAAAAAAGAUAAAAGGAAAUACGAUGAUUUAGAAAGGGUUAAACGAAGUAAUAGUUAUCUUAGAAAAAGUAGAGAAAUAGAUGAAAAAAGAAAAUACAUGUAUAAUUAUAGAAAUGCAUAUAAUACAGAUAGUUAUAGAGAUAAAAUAAGUUACAGGAGUAGAGAAAGAGACUGGUAUAAAAAAAGCUAUAGAAAUAGAAGUAAAGAUAUUUAUAGAGAUAGAGAAAGGGAGAGAGAUAGAAGGAGAGAAAGAAAUAGAGAAAGAGAAAAAGAAAGAGAAAAAGAAAGAGAAAAAGAAAGAGAAAAAGAAAGAGAAAAAGAAAGAGAAAGAGAAAGGGAAAGAGAAAGGGAAAGAGAAAGGGAAAGAGAAAGGGAAAGAGAAAAAAAUAAAGAAAGAGAAAAAGAAAGAAAACAGGAAAGAGAGAAAGAAAGAGAAAAAGAAAGAGAGAAAGAAAGAGAAAAAGAAAAAGAAAAAAAUAGAGAAAGAAAUAAAGAAAAGGAUAAAGAUAAAGAAAAAAAUAAAGAAAAGGAUAAAGAUAGAGAAAGAGAAAAAGAUAGAGAAAAAGAAAGAGAAAAAAAUAAAGAAAAAAAUAAAGAGAAAGAUAAAGAAAAAAAUAAAGAAAAAGAUAAAGAUAGAGAAAAAGAUAAAGAAAAAGAUAGAGAAAAAGAUAAAGAAAAAAAUAAAGAAAAAUAUAAAGAAAAAGAUAAAGAAAAAGAUGUUCAUAAAAAGAAAAGGAAAAAUAAUGAAGAAGAUAAAGAUAAAGAAAUAGGAAAGCAAAAAAACAAUGAAAAAGAUAUAGUUGACAAUAUAAAAAUACCAAGAGAAUCUGAAAAUGAAGAAAAAAAAGCAAAAGAUUAUGAUAAAAGUAUAAAAGACACAAAAUGUAAAUUGGAAUAUAAAUUAAAUGAAGAUAUGAAAAGUGAAAAAAAUUUUAAUAAAAAAAAGAAAAAUAAAGAAAAUAUAGAUAACAACGAUGAGUACCAAACUAAAGAACAAAAAAAACAUAAGUUAGAUAUGGAAGAAAUUAAAAAUAUAAAGAAAAAGAAAAUCUAA
Plasmodium gallinaceum is the source of this 4308-nucleotide messenger RNA. RefSeq names its product cdc2-related protein kinase 3, putative (gene CRK3). The transcript is spliced from 2 exons. Gene Ontology annotation, molecular function: RNA polymerase II CTD heptapeptide repeat kinase activity; cyclin-dependent protein serine/threonine kinase activity; ATP binding. Gene Ontology annotation, biological process: positive regulation of transcription elongation by RNA polymerase II; protein phosphorylation. Lineage: Eukaryota; Apicomplexa; Aconoidasida; Haemosporida; Plasmodiidae. The coding region runs from base 1 to 4308 and encodes 1435 amino acids. The record is from RefSeq and is a predicted model, not a curated record. Gene Ontology annotation, cellular component: nucleus; cyclin-dependent protein kinase holoenzyme complex.